Messenger RNA from Oncorhynchus masou masou (cherry salmon), 9265 nucleotides. Its product is annotated as lysine-specific demethylase 2B-like. NCBI's taxonomy places the organism in Eukaryota, Metazoa, Chordata, Actinopteri, Salmoniformes, Salmonidae. Bases 662 to 4930 code for a protein of 1422 amino acids. Gene Ontology annotation, biological process: regulation of transcription by RNA polymerase II; protein demethylation. The transcript has 21 exons. Gene Ontology annotation, molecular function: zinc ion binding; histone demethylase activity; transcription coregulator activity. The record is from RefSeq and is a predicted model, not a curated record.
UCAAGAGGCUCGGCAAUUGCGUCACACCAUCCAUACCGCGCCCCCGACCACCUUUCGGAUCAAGCAUAAAUUCUCUUUUUACUGCGUCACAAUUUAGACCCAUGGACCGUGACUGGUUCUCUCCAUUUUUUUCGCAUUUUUUUUUUCAACAGGUAAUAAGGAUGUAACUAUAGGACCUACACUUUUUUCCUUUCCCACUAUACUGUAUCUGAUGGAGAAUGGCUGAAGACAAACAUCACGGACAGGGCAUGUUUCGUCUAGGUAGGGGCAUAUUAUCUUACAUGGAAGUCUCAUGACAGUCACCACGGGUGCGUUCAAGACAAAGUUGAUUUCCAGUGUGUAAAUGGAGAGUUGCGGUAUAUUAAGCAAUUGUAGCCUACAUUUGCAUUUAUCUUUAUUAGUGUAGAUGAGCUGUCCCCAACUUUGACAAUUUGUCUGGAAUUCAAUGAAACACUGCAAGAACGAAAUAUCGCACACAAGUCUGUUGCUACUGUGGCAACAGCAAUUACUUCAUAAAACAUGCAUUUGGUAGAACAACGUGAAUGAAUUCGUUUUGGAUUUGCAUGGAUUUGGGUGUAAACUAUAACAGUAUGUCAGGUUUUGAGAUUUGCUUCAACACAAAUUAGGGAAUCAAGGGGAAAAACGGUAUGAAGGCAACUGUAUGGGCAUGGGGAGUUAUUUUACCUGGACAAAGGUCAGCUUUAUGAGGGCUUCUGGGUGGACCGAGUGGCCAAAUGUGGAACAGUGUCGGACUUUGGAAGAGGCAACAACAACCACAAUAUACACAACUCCUAAGCGCUCCAUCUGCCGGACAAUGUACGACGAAAACGAGGACUUCUCUGACGUUGAAGAAAUUGCAAAUGUCAGGGGUUUUAAUCUGGAGGAGAAACUUGUUAGCAAUUCGUACAACAGACAUUUCGUUCAGUUGAUGGACGGCAAAGAUUUCACUUAUGAGUAUGUUCAAAGAGAAGCACUCCAGACCCCUCUUAUUUUCAAAGCCAAAGAUGGACUGGGGCUCAGAAUGCCAGACCCGGAGUUCACCGUCAGUGAGAUUAAGGGUUUGGUUGGUAGCCGUCGUGCCGUUGAUGUGAUGGACGUGAGCACUCAGAAAGGCUCUGAGAUGAGCAUGGCCCAGUUUGCCCGCUACUAUGAGACUCCUGAGGAGGAGCGGGACAAACUCUUUAAUGUUAUCAGCCUGGAGUUCAGCCACACCAAACUGGAGAAUCUCGUCAAGAGGCCCACUGUAGUGGAUCUAGUGGACUGGGUGGACAACAUGUGGCCCCUUAAACUGAAACAAAGACAAACUGAAGCCACUAAUGUCAUCUCAGAGAUGAAGUACCCCAAAGUACAGAAGUACUGUUUGAUGAGCGUGAAGGGCUGCUAUACUGACUUCCACAUUGAUUUCGGGGGCACGUCUGUGUGGUAUCACGUGUUCAAGGGAGGAAAGGUGUUCUGGCUGGUGCCUCCGACACCUCAUAACCUUACCCUGUAUGAGGACUGGGUUCUGUCAGGCAAGCAGAGUGACGUCUUCCUGGGAGAUCGUGCAGAUGGCUGCCAGAGAGUUGAGCUAAAACAGGGCUACACCUUCUUCAUCCCCUCCGGCUGGAUUCAUGCAGUCUACACCCCCGAGGACACACUGGUGUUCGGAGGCAACAUUCUGCACAGCUUUAACAUUCCCAUGCAACUCUCAAUCUAUGAGAUAGAGAACAGGACUAAGGUUCAUUCCAAGUUCCGCUACCCGUUCUACAAUGAGAUGUGCUGGUAUGUCCUGGAGAGGUACGUGCACUGCCUGACCAAGCGCUCCCAUCUCGCUCCGGAGUUUCACAGAGAUCCUCUGCUAAUCGAUUUGGAAACGAAGCUGAGCACUGAGAGCCCCUCCUCUGACUCGCGGAGUCAGGACAUGGACGAGGAGGACUCCUGCGAGAUGCAACAGGAACGAGAUGAACGGAGUGACAGGUCAGCAUUUGAUGACCCCUGCUCUCCUGAUAACAGGAAGGGUAAACCCAGCGCCCCUCAGCCUCUUAAAGCUGCCUUGGAUGAUAGCUGCAACCCCACCUCCAUCCAGCCUCCAGAGUUCCCCAAAACCCCCUCUGGUUCGCCAGGCUCAGAGUCUCAGAGUAAAUGGACUCAUUUGACUGAGUUUGAACUGAAGGGCCUUAAGGCCCUGGUGGAGAAGCUGGAAGCACUCCCCGAAAAUAAGAAAUGUGUCCCAGAUGGCAUGGAGGACCCCCAGGCCCUGCUGGAUGACAUGAAGGUUGUCUUGAAGGAACAUGAAGACGAUGAUCCCAAAAUGGCUGCCACUGGUGUACCUGUGGUGUGCUGGCCCAAGAAGUCUUCCAAGCAGCAGAGACCUCCCAACAGGCCCAAACCCAAAAUGGCGGCCUCGUCUCCAGCGCCUGCGGUCAAGCUAUCGGCCAGCCGGAGCACAUCUGGGGCCCGGAGAAGGAGGACACGAUGUCGGAAGUGUGAGGCGUGCCUGAGGACAGAGUGUGGAGAAUGCCACUUCUGUAAAGACAUGAAGAAGUUUGGAGGGCCGGGUCGCAUGAAACAGUCCUGCAUCAUGAGGCAGUGUAUCGCGCCUGUCCUGCCCCACACUGCGGUGUGUCUGGUGUGUGGGGAGGCAGGGAAGGAGGACACGGUGGAGGAAGAGGAGGACAAAUUUAACCUCAUGCUCAUGGAGUGCUCCAUCUGCAAUGAGAUAGUCCAUCCCCUCUGCCUAAAGGUGAAGAAUUCUGGUGGAGUUGUAAAUGAAGAGUUGCCAAACUGCUGGGAGUGUCCGAAAUGCAACCAUGCAGGGAAGACCGGGAAAGCUGUCAAGCAAAAAAGAGGACCAGGAUUCAAGUACGCGUCCAACCUUCCCGGGUCACUGCUGAAGGACUCGCGAUUGAACCGUGACGUUAAGGAAGAGUCCGAACUGCCCAGUGUGCCAACAUCACCCACUGCAGUGAAGAGGAAGGCAGAGCGUGAUGACACCCCCAAGAGGAAAGCAGAGGAAUAUCCUCCUCUGAAGAAACGUUCUCCCAUGUUGUCUCUGGGCGGGCUACCUCAUCCCCGACCCAGGCCUGAGGACAACCCUCUGAGGAAGAAGAGGAAGCUGUUCGACAUCAAAGAUGAGGACGAGCCUCCUGUUGUCAAGAAAAAGAAGAAGCCCCCAAAACCUGAUGACACCUUCACCUCCAAGCUGUUACGGCCCAUCAAGCAAGAGAAAGUUGAUGAGGACGAAGACCAUGAAGAUGACAGAUACACAGGGGACAGGGUUGCAGCUAAAGGGAAAAGAGAAGAGGAUGAAGAUAAGGAGGAUGAUGAGGAAGAAGAAGAGGAGAAAGAUGGUGUAGAGGACAGUAAAGACGGUAAAGUAAAGACUGUGCUGAGUCCACUGCUACGGACGUCUGCAGCCAGAGAGAGUGACCAGUCCUGCUCCAGCUCUCCCCGGGCAGGGCCCAGCAGUGAGGGGGGCGAUGCCCCAGACAAGACACUUGGCCAGCUGAAGGCACACCAGCGACGCCGUCUACCCAACAAAGAGCUGAGCAAGGAGCUGAGCAAAGAGCUCAACCUGGAGAUCCAGAAGACCGAGGACUGCUUGGCCAAUCAGAGCCGCAGACCACUGAAGGGGGAGAACAGCCCAACCAAUAACAACCGUCGACCACUGAAGACUGAGGACUCCUCUAUCAAUCAGAACCGCAGACCACUAAAAACAGAGGACUCCCCCACCAAUCAUAACCGCAGGCCAAUUAAGACAGAGGAUGGCCUAUCCAAUCACAACCGUCGACCAUUGAAGACAGAGGACUGCUUGGCCAAUCAGAACCACAGGCCAAUGAAGACAGAGCCUGAGAGUGACGGGGAGGAGCCUAAGCCCAAACGGCCACUCGACAACGGCAGCAGUGACCUCGGAGACUGGCUCCACCCCAGGGGGCGGGAGGUGAAUGGGACGCCCCGCCAGCUCUCGCCCCUGGGGUGGAACCGCAGCCCUCCGAUCACACCUAUUUGCCCACGCCCCCCUCCCUGCCACUCACCACCCAAGUGUGUACAGAUGGAGCGUCACGUGAUCCGGCCGCCUCCCAUCAGCCCCCCACCAGACAGACUUCCCCUGGAUGACGGACAGGCCCACGUGAUGCGCAGGGAGGUGUGGAUGGUCGUGUUCAGCCACCUCGCACACAGAGACCUGUGUGUCUGCAUGCGUGUCUGCAAGACCUGGAACAGAUGGUGCUGUGAUAAGAGGCUGUGGACGCAGAUCGAUCUGAACCGCUGUAAGUCAAUCACUCCCCUCAUGCUGAGUGGCAUCAUCCGCAGACAGCCUGUGGCUCUGGACCUCAGCUGGACCAACAUCUCCAAGAAGCAGCUCAGCUGGCUCAUCAACAGACUGCCAGGUCUGCGGAUGCUGCUGCUCUCAGGCUGCUCCUGGGUGGCUGUGUCUGCCCUCUGCACCGCCAGCUGUCCGCUGCUGCGGACCCUGGACGUCCAGUGGGUAGAGGGUCUCAAAGACGCCCAGAUGAGGGAUCUGCUCUCACCCCCCACAGACAACAGACCAGGUCAGCUGGACAACAGGAGUAAGCUGCGAAAUGUGGUGGACCUGCGUCUGGCCGGGCUGGACAUCACGGACACCUCUCUGCGCCUCCUCAUCCGCUACAUGCCCCAGCUUACCAGACUGGACCUGAGCUACUGCAACCACGUCACUGACCAGUCAGUCAACAUCCUGACCGCUGCAGGGACCACCACCAGAGACUCGCUCACUGACAUCAACCUCUCCGUGUGCAACAGAGUCACGGACCAGUCCCUGACUUACUUCAAGCGCUGUGGAAGCAUCUGUCAUAUUGACUUGCGAUACUGCAAGCAGGUGAGCAAAGAGGGCUGCGAGCAAUUCAUUGCUGAGAUGUCAGUGAGUGUACAGUUUGAACUAGUAGAGGAGAAACUACUGCUGAAACUCAGCUAGUGGACAAACAGCAGGUUGACGAAGACUGUACUGUAUGCACUGGCUAGCUAGAAAACUUGUCAGAAUAAGGAACUGGCAAGGGUGAUGUUAUCACCAUGGAGACUGUGUUGUAUUUCACGCACCUCUGUGCAAAAAAACAACCCACAUUGGAAAUGGCAUAAGACAUUUUAAAAGUGACUGUUGCCCUGAUACUCACUGAAUGGCUCUUGUGCUGCUGAAGCAAGAAUGUUUUCCAAAACAGGAUGUUCAACAUGUAAGGCAGGACACCUGGCUGUACUGGAAAUUUGACAGAGCAUGUUUUUUUUUUUUCUUCCUUUGUCUUUGCUAAGAUAUUGAAGUAUUUAUUUUUUUCUUUCUGCAAGUGAACUCUACAUACAUACAUACAUACAGUGGGGUAAAAAAAGUAUUUAGUCAGCCACCAAUUGUGCAAGUUCUCCCACUUAAAAAUAUGAGAGAGGCCUGUAAUUUUCAUCAUAGGUACACUUCAACUAUUACAGACAAAAUGAGGGGGAAAAAUCCAGAAAAUCACAUUGUAGGAUUUUUAAUGAAUUUAUUUGCACCCACACAACAUGAUGCUGCCACUCUUGUGGUUCACGAUUGGGGUGGUGUUCUUCAGCUUGCAAGCCUCCCCCUGUUUCUUCCAAACAUAACGAUGGUCAUUAUGGCCAAUCGGUUCUAUUUUUGUUUAAUUCACCAAAAAGUACGAUCUUUGUCCCCAUGUGCAGUUGCAAACCAUAGUCUGGCUUUUUUUAUGGCGGUUUUGGAGCAGUGGCUUCUUCUUGUCGAUAUAGGACUCGUUUUACUGUGGAUAUAGAUACUUUUGUACCUGUUUCCUCCAGCAUCUUCACAAGGUCCAUUGCUGUUGUUCUGGGAUUGAUUGUCACUUUUCUCACCAAAGUACGUUCAUCUCUAGGAGACAGAACGCGUCUCCUUCCUGAGCGGUAUGCCGGCUGCAUGGUCCCAUGGUGUUUAUACUUGCAUACUAUUUUUUGUACAGAUGAACGUGGCACGUUCAGGCCUUUGGAAAUUGCUCCCAAGGAUGAACCGGACUUGUGGAGGUCUACAAUUUAUUUUCUGAGGUCUUGGCUGAUUUCUUUUGAUUUUCCCAUGAUGUCAAGCAAAGAGGCACUGUGUUUGAAGGUAGGCCUUGAAAUACAUCCACAGGUACACCUCCAAUUGACUGAAAUGAUAUCAAUUAGCCUAUUAGAAGCUUCUAAAGCCAUGACAUCAUUUUCUGGAAUGUUCCAAGCUUCUGACUCACUGGAUUUGUCAUACAGUGAAUUAUAAGUGAAAUAAUCUGUCUGUAAACAAUUGUUGGAAAAAUGACUUGUAUCAUGCACAAAGUAGAUGUCCUAACCGACUUGCCAAAACUACAGUUUAUUAAAAAGACAUUUGUGGAGUGGUUGAAAAACGAGUUUUAAUGACUCCAACCCAAGUGCAUGUAAACGUCAACUAUAUAUAUAUAUAUAUAUGGGGUCAUUUAAAAAUGUCCUUAUUUUUUAAAGAAAAUCCUUUCUUUUUGUCCGUUUAAAAUAACAUCAAAUUGAUCAGAAAUGCAGUGUAGACAGUGUUAAUGUUGUAGAUGACUAUUGUAGCUGGAAACGGCAGAUUUUUUAUGGAAUAUCUACAUAGGCGUACAGAGGCCCAUUAUCAGCAACCAUCACUCCUGUGUUCCAAUGGCACAUUGUGUUAGCUAAUCCAAGUUUAUAAUUUUAAAAGGCUAAUUGAUCAUUAGAAAACCCUUAUGGAAUUAUGUUAACACAGCUGAAAACUGUUGUGCUGAUUUAAAGAAGAAAUACAACUGAGCAAGAGGACAAGUACAUAAGAAUGUCUAGAUUGUGAAACAGACGCCUCACACAUCCUCAACUGGCAGCUUCAUUAAAUAGUACCCGCAAAACAUCGUCAACAGUGAAGAGGCGACUCCAGGAUGCUGGCCUUAGCAGAAUUGCAAAGAAAAAGCCAUAUCUCAGCCUGGCCAAUAAAAAAAGAAGGUUAAGAAGGUUAAGAAGGGCAACAGAUCACAGACACUGUACGUACGUACGUACACACAGACACACACACACACACACACACACUGAGUGAAAAAAACAUUAGGAACACCUUCCUAAUAUGGAGUUGCACCAUUUUGCCCUCAACAGGCUCAUUACGUUGGGGACUCUACAAGGUGUCAAGUUUUCUCCAAUGCUUCCUACAGUUGUGUCAAGUUGGCUGGAUGUACUUUGGGUGGUGGAUCAUUCUUGAUACACACUGGAAACUGUUGCGUGUGAAAAACCCAGCAGUGUUGCAGUUCUUGCCUCACUCAAACUGGUGUGCCUGGCUCCUACUACCGUAACCUUUUGAAAGGCACUUAAAUCUUUUGUCUUCCCAUUCCACUUCUGAAUGGCACACAUACACAAGACAUGUCUCAAUUGUUGCAAGGCUUAGAAAUCCUUUUUUAACGGGUCUCCUCCCCUUCAUCUACACUGGUUUGAAGUGGAUUUAACAUCACAUUAAUAAGGGACCAUAGCUUUCACCGGGAUUCACCUGGUCAGUCUGUCAUGGAAAGAGCAGGUGUUCUCUUUCCAUGAGGAAUGAUUGUUUUGGGUUAAAAACCACUCCAGGCCACUCUUGAACAUCUAAAACUAGAUCUAAAAAUAACUGCCUUUUUUUCUGACCUGCAAAUUUGCUUUUGACGAACACAUCGGUCCGAAAAUAAACCUUUGUGGCUCAACGUUUAAUUUUGAAAAGCUGAUGUGGCCAAAAUGAUAGGCCACCCCUGGUGUGUACACAAUGGUCAUGUUUUUCAAAUUUGGUUAAUUAUUUUCUUUUGUUGCAGCGCACCGUUUAUGCAUUAUACAGAACAAUUUUUUUUAAUCAAAGUGUUUCAUACUUUUGUGCAGUACUGAAUGCACUGAUUUACAUGUACCAUUUUGAUUGAAAAGUGUCAAUCUGCCUCACUGUUUGUUUUUUACUAUUUAGACUCAAACCUCUGAAGAUGUAUGCCAAUAGAGCAGUAGCUUGUUUUCUGUGCAGGUGUUUUAUAUUGUAUUUAUUUAAGUGCUGCUAUUUAAUUUUGAUAUUUGUAUUUGUCUGUACACAGGUACUUUCUCCUUUCCACAGAACACUUGUUUUUACUCCACUUCAAUUUCUAAAUAUCUAUAAAAAUCGAUUUCCACUGUUUGACAAUUUGUUUUAUAUUACUGUACUUUCCCAGGUUUAUCAAGCCAGUGUGAGUUGGCACCAGUGACCGUUUGCUAGAGGAAGCAUCAUGAGACUGAUUUAAAGUCUACUGUCAAUCAGUCUCCAUAUACUAGGCUGUUUUUAAUUGUAUGUAUUUUUUACAAGGGAUACUCACACCUAUAGAUGCAGGUUUUAAAGACAUGCUCCUGAACUUUGCCGACUAGUGAGUCUUUUUUAAACCUCACACUUUCGACUGAUGUGUCAAUGCCGUUCAUACAUGCAUAAUAUAUGAACAGAAUUACUGUUCCACGAAAUCGCUAGUUUGAAAGUGACUGUUUACUGGAAACUGUAGGCUCUGCCAUUUUCCCCCCACGUGGGCUUGCCCCCUAGCAAUUUGAGCUUCAGCCCCUCGCAAUCAAAUUGUAUUUGUCACGUGUGCCGAAUACAAUGGUUGUAGACUUAACCAUAUAAUGCUUGAGUGACAGCUAGCAAGAUGUACACAUAAUAGAGAGAGAGAGCAAUGAUGUGGUGCACAUAUCUGAUGUGGUAUGCAGUUUUCGGGGACCAGUUUUAUCUUAUGAGCACUACUUUCACAGAGCUACUGGCUAAAAAGUAUACAAAAGUACUGAAGAAUCUCUUUAACCAGACACAGUAUAGUAUGUGUAUAUGGCAUAAUAAUAACCUGCAUACACAAGUAAAGCCACUACUUACUACUGGUGUAAUAUAAGGAAUGUAGUUAGUUACCUGUCAGACACUGACGUACAGUUCCCCAGUUUGUAUUUAACUCGUGUUUAUUACAGUAAAUAACAAAAGUAUGGCUACUGGGGGGUUCUAAUGUGUAUAUAAAUCUACUUUUUUUGUAUGAGGACAGGUCUAACUACCAACCAUGUCUUCCCUGUGCAGUUGGGAAAUAUUUUAGUACUAGUAUGUCAUUGGUUCAACUGUAUAUACUGUAUAGAGAACUGUUUGUGACUUGAGUUAUAAAAAUUAAUUCUAAAUACUGAACUCUAUUUUUGGUCAUGUUUCCACGAUUGUCUUAAUUUAUCUUUUUGGUCAUGUUUAUAAGCAUUGUGUGCAAUAUGUAAACAAAAACAUUUGUGAAAUAUGUUUAAAGUAUGUCAUAUGGAUUAUCUAUUCAUGGUUUUUACAUUCUGAAAUAAAGACCUUAAACAUCAA